AUGUUCUAUAGUCCAACAUACUUUUGGGCACUCUUCUUUGCCAGCUCGUUCGUAGCAGCAGCACCAACGUCGGCUAUCUCUUCAGAUGUACUGACUGCAACCUCUCUACCAAUCACCACGGAGACUAUUGACUCGACAAUCACAAUGCGGGACUCCGAUGAUACUGACGAUUUAUCGUCGACGAAAAAUUCGUCGUCAACUGAGGCCGGACAAAGCUGCACAACACAUUAUAAAGUUGUCCUUGGCACUUUCAGCAUUUAUGGUGUUAAUUGGGAUAUGUCAAAGCUCGGAGAAGAUGGAGCUGGCCUGAAAAAACAUAUAAAGAAAUGCAGCACAUUGAAAGAAUGGAAGUUCAAGACCGAGGAUGUGGAAGCACCUUGGUCCUUUCAUGCCACUGGAAAAACAAUAAUUGGUGUACAAGCUUGUAUCGGACGUGCCGUGAAGGCGGCUGGUGGACCCCGCGAUUCAUACGGGGGUACAACUUAG
Molecule: messenger RNA, 486 nt
Organism: Botrytis byssoidea
Lineage: Eukaryota; Fungi; Ascomycota; Leotiomycetes; Helotiales; Sclerotiniaceae
Exons: 1
Coding region: 1-486 (161 amino acids)
Source: RefSeq, a predicted model, not a curated record